Molecule: messenger RNA, 585 nt
Organism: Micromonas commoda
Lineage: Eukaryota; Viridiplantae; Chlorophyta; Mamiellophyceae; Mamiellales; Mamiellaceae
Exons: 1
Molecular function (GO): GTP binding
Source: RefSeq, a predicted model, not a curated record
AUGCAAAAGGUGGAGUUCGUGAGCGCCACGGAGGACGCGGACGACUGCCCUCCCCCUGACGGUCUCCCGGAGGUUGCGGUAAUCGGCAGGUCAAACGUGGGCAAGUCCAGCUUGCUCAACCUCCUGACGAAGGGAAAGAGCGGGGCGUUGGUAUCGUCCAAACCCGGUACGACGCAGCAUAUCAACCAUUAUCUGGUGGCGAAGAAGUGGUGGAUUGUGGACCUGCCCGGAUACGGUUUCGCCAAGGCGUCAAAGGAGUCGACCGAGAUGUGGGAUAGGUUCACAAAAGAGUACUUCACCACCCGAUCCAACCUGGCAGGCGUGCUCCUGUUAAUUGACGCGUCCAUACCCCCGAUGGAAAAGGAUUUGGAAUACGCUGACUGGCUCAUCACCCACAACGUGCCGUUCACCAUCGUGCACACGAAGUGCGACCGGAACAAGCCCGGAAUGCCUGCGGUUGAUACAAACAUCGACGAGUUGCGCAGGAUCCUGGAUGAGAAGUGGCACCGACUUCCGUCGAUGAUCUCAACGUCGUCCGUGAGCCACGACGGUCGGGAGGACGUGCUGAAGUUUAUCUCAUCCAUU